GAAAGACCUGGUGUCUGCAUUUUCUUGAUUUGGCAACCAAAAUGUCGGACUCAGCCGAGGCGCGUUUUGAGGUGUUCAAUUUACAAGACGGCGACAGACUCCACGUUGUUGAGAUCUGUGAACCUGAACUCAUCGAAGAUGUAGUUCCCACGGAGAUCGAAGAGUUCAUCGAAGAAGAACAAGUUGCCAUUGAGCCUGAGAAGCCCCUCUCCCCUCUCCCCCCUAACUUCCAAAGUCCGACUCCCAAGUCCCCAAACCAUCACUAUCCAUCAAGAAAUCGGUACAGGCAUACAUACUUCAACAUUCAACCUUCAACAAGAAAUACAAAUAAACCACUACAAUAUCAACAACUACCUCGUCCUUCUAUCCAUUCAAAUCAUAUCUAGUACAGCACAGUACAGCACAGCACAGCACAGUACAUAAUAUAACGAUGACA
Molecule: messenger RNA, 436 nt
Organism: Botrytis cinerea B05.10
Lineage: Eukaryota; Fungi; Ascomycota; Leotiomycetes; Helotiales; Sclerotiniaceae
Exons: 2
Coding region: 42-386 (114 amino acids)
Source: RefSeq, a predicted model, not a curated record